Messenger RNA from Xenopus tropicalis (tropical clawed frog), 1537 nucleotides. It is a transcript of the gene nubpl, whose product is annotated as nucleotide binding protein-like. Gene Ontology annotation, biological process: mitochondrial respiratory chain complex I assembly; iron-sulfur cluster assembly. NCBI's taxonomy places the organism in Eukaryota, Metazoa, Chordata, Amphibia, Anura, Pipidae. Bases 262 to 1221 code for a protein of 319 amino acids. Gene Ontology annotation, cellular component: mitochondrial matrix; mitochondrion. Gene Ontology annotation, molecular function: iron-sulfur cluster binding; ATP-dependent FeS chaperone activity; ATP binding. The record is from RefSeq and is a predicted model, not a curated record. The transcript is spliced from 13 exons.
GGGGAGGAAAGUCACAUGGGCGGAAGGGAAGCAAGAUGCAAAGCUGUGCAUGAAGGAGAUUGAUACAACUAUUACCUUAUAGAGGUGGUAAUAGGGCAUUCCCAUACUGAAAUACUGCCAACAAGCUCCUUGGAAAAGACAGAACGAUGCCUGAAACGCACACUUCCGCAGUAUGGUGAAACGCAUGUUUCCGCCUAACAUAAUUUUAAACCCAUGAGUAGGCCUAAUUUAAGUAAUUUAAUAACUCCAGGUUGCUAAGCAAUGGCAUUCAGAGCAUGCCUAGGAAUGUGUAGGAUUGAGUCGCUUCAGACCAGGUUUCUUUCGCUGCUGGGACAGCAACUUCCAGUCUGUGCUGCAUUUAUGAGCUCGUCCUCAGCGUUUCAAGAAGAAAAACUAAGAAUAAGACAGGCCCAGCUUAUGUCUCGUGGGUUACCAAAACAGAAACCAAUUCCUGGUGUGAAGCAUGUAGUGGUAGUAGCAUCUGGCAAAGGAGGGGUUGGCAAAUCAACAACUGCAGUAAAUCUGGCACUGGGUAUUGCUGCAAGUGACCAGGUUAAAGCUGUGGGCUUGCUGGAUGCUGAUGUGUACGGACCCUCUAUACCACGAAUGAUGAACCUAAAGGGAAACCCAGAGGUAUCCAACAAAAAUCUGAUGAUCCCUCUGUUCAACUAUGGCAUAAGAUGCAUGUCAAUGGGCUUCCUUGUGGAGGAGACUGCACCCAUUGUGUGGCGAGGUUUGAUGGUCAUGUCUGCAAUCGAAAAGUUGCUAAGGCAGGUAGAGUGGGGAGAGUUGGAUUACCUGGUGAUUGACAUGCCCCCAGGAACAGGGGAUGUGCAGCUAUCUAUCUCUCAGAACAUCCCCAUCUCUGGGGCAGUGAUUGUCUCAACUCCCCAGGACAUUGCUUUGGUGGAUGCUCGCAGAGGAGCUGAAAUGUUCCAGAAAGUCAACGUGCCAGUACUAGGAUUCGUUCAGAACAUGAGUAUAUUUCAGUGUCCAAAAUGCAAUCAUGAGACACACAUUUUUGGAGAGGAAGGAGCCCGGAGAUUAGCAGAAUCUUUAGGAUUUGAUAUUUUAGGAGACAUUCCUCUGCAUAUCAACAUCAGAGAGACCAGUGACCAGGGUAGGCCAGUGGUGGUGUCAGACCCUCAGAGCAGUGAAGCCAAGGCUUACCUGAAGAUUGCCAGUGAGGUGCUCAGAAGAAUUUCCAAAACUGAGUUGUAGUCUGAUCAGAAAUGCACAACCUGACACAAACCCUCUCCUAGACUGCGUGUCGGCCAGUCAUACAGAGAGUAGGAUGAGGCAGUAUGUGGAGUUAGUAUGGUAUCGGGGGCAUCGUCCACUGCCGCUGCCAAGCCUCUAUUAAACUUGGGAGUUCUGGAUACCCGUAUUGCCUGUGGGGCACUGAAUAUCAACGAAUCAGUGGCCUGUGAAGCAGCUGCAUAUUCUGUUUUUUAUGGACACAACAGAAAUCUUUUAUGUACAAUCUAAAGUACUUAAAGGACUACUUUUUGCAUGAUAAAAGCAAAUGGAAUUCUAA